AUGGCAAUGAAGAGAAGCAAAGCACGUUCAGCUGCUGGUUCCGAUGGCAUUCAAUCCCCUUCUCUUCGUGCUCUUUCACAAAUACUCGCCCUUACCAUACCCAUUACAAUAUCGUGCCUGUCGACGCUGUAUAAGGUGCUGACAAGAAUAUUUACAGACCGUUUGACAGCCACAAUUGAGGAAAAGUCAAUUCUACCACCGGAGCAGGCUGGUUUCCGCAAGCACUUCUCGACCAUAGAUCAUAUUCACACUAUUAAUAUGAUUACCGAGAAAUGUCACGAGUUCAAUAUAGAGCUAUGUGCCGUUUUCGUCGAUUCCAAGAAAGCGGAGGAAAAAUUGAUAAUGAGCCUUACAACCUGCUAA
Messenger RNA from Cooperia oncophora, 363 nucleotides. The record is from the annotation of a GenBank genome assembly. NCBI's taxonomy places the organism in Eukaryota, Metazoa, Nematoda, Chromadorea, Rhabditida, Trichostrongylidae.